AUUCCUUCUCUAAUUCUCUAUUCAGUGUUCUUUUGCACAGAUGUUAACAGAUGUUCCGACACACUAAGAGCUGUUUAUGCGAUUACGCGGAAGAUUUGAGAAGUCCUUACAGGAGUGCGUGUUUUUUUGGGGAUCGCCGCGGCGGCAACGAUUUCUUCAAAAAUCCGCGACGUCACUCGUAGAGUUUUUGUGCUUUUGAUUUUCCUCGGAUUGACGGAAUCGCAAAAACGCGCGAAACGGUUCUUCGUACGCUCUUUCGCGGUGAUGUUUGUCGGUAAACGAGACCUUUUAGCUGUGAUCGAAGACGACCUUGGCUGAAAGCGCACCGCGAUGACGCCACGUGACGCGUCUCGACCCGAACCUGCGCAAACUCUGCGGUGAUUUUGGAAAAUUGCACGCUGCGAAGAUUACCGCGGCGUUUACGUGAUUUGCGUUCGUUUCCGCGAUUUGUAAAAUCGUUACAAUUCCGGAGGGACUGCUUAACGCCUGUAAAACUACAGCUCGGAUACCAAACGUUUAGCAGUUCGGGUUGUCCGAACUUCUCACCUGUUGAAGGAAAUGAAUGAUUCAUUAUGAAUUAUUUGUUUGUUUGUUUGUUUGCUUUUUUAUUUUUUUUUAAAAAUGAGGCUAAUUUCAUACAUAACAUGGCGUUAGUGUUCUCACAGUGCUGACGUUGCACCUGAAUGGAAUAUGAGUCAAAGACAAAUGCAAAGAGAAGUGUGUGUGUGUGUGUGUGUGUGUGUAUGUGUGUGUGUGUGUGAGAGAGAGAGAGAGAGAGAUACAGAGUGCAGUUUUGAUUUGAGUCAGAGAGUUUGUGUAGGACGAAUCUCUUCUCUCUCCAUCUCUUCUUUCAGUUUAUCUCCAUCUCUAUCUUCUUGCUCCAUCUCCUACAGAAUGUAUUAAUUCUAUGUUUGUGUAUGAGUGUGUGUGUGUGUGUGUGCACGUGUGUUACGGUCCAUGUGAUCUCCAGCCACUUAGUACAAGUGUGUGUGUGCGUGUGUGUGUGUGUGUGUGUGUGUGUGUGUGUGUGUGUUUCUCAGUGAGUAAGACGAGUGGGCGAGAGCAGCAACUGGUCUGCUGUUGCAUGGCAAGAUAUUACUCAUUUCCUUAGCUGUGUGUACACACACACACACACACACGCGCGCGCGCGCACACUCGCUCUCUUUGCAGGCUCUCGACGUCUUGUGACUCCUCGGUUGUGUCUGUAUUGGUGUGUUUGUGUGUUGAAGGCCUGUUGCCAUUGCUGUGUGUGUGUGUGUGUGUGUGUGGAAGAAAAGUGGGGACCUGUAAGUGCGUUACACACGCGGAGAAUUUUAGCCACUGCACGGAUAGCUGCUCUGCCCACUCAAAGGCGAGCAAUUCUGAGCGCAGGUCCGAGUGAGUUGCGAUCUUGUGCGUGAUGCUGUUCAGCCGAGAAUCUUGCCACCAUCCGGACCCCUCGUUCUCCCCAUCAGCCCAUGUGACCUAGUUUUGGCCCCUCAGGCCUGGGGGAGACCCCAUGAAUCCCAGCCUCCCCCCGAAAAAGCGCGAGUCCCGGCAAGGCUCGUCUGAACAACGCCCCCCGGAGGACGAGUUCAAAUACCCGGCACCGCUUCGACACCGGAGACAAUACCUUUCCGAAGGGCAGGAACACGUACCACGUGGCGAUAAAGAAUUCCUUCCACCUCCUCCACCACCUCCCCCACCCCAACUUCCAGCCCUUCCGUUUCCCCUAUCAUGGCAGCUGCCCUACCACUCAUCCCUUCACCACCCAUACCUUUCUGGCCAGGUGAGAGAAAGACGUGGCUCAGGUUCACCUUCCUGGAGAGAUGGAUCAAGUGGACGGAGGUCAGAAGGUGAAACUGAACCGCCAAUUCCUCACCACUCUCGCUGGCUACGAGGAGAAAUCAAUUCCCUUGGUUUGCAUCCGUCCAUGUCGAUGCCUACAUACAAGGGCACUUAUGCAGUCGAUUCCAGGGACAUGUGGCCCUAUUUCAGGCGAGACUAUGCCUCCUCUCUCUUCCCUUCAUCAUCCUCCUCACACCUUUUCCCACAAACAUCACUCUACCACAAUGAUUUUCUUUCAGAAAGCAGGCUCAGGUACUCAAGCAGGAGACAUAAUGGUCUCGAUGGACAAGGCAUUAGAUCAGAAUCCAGUGGAAGGGUGGAAAGUGGAAGUGACUCUCAACCAAGAGUUGGUGGUUCCCACUCCAACGGAAGGAAGAAGAAUCAAGAAGAUCUGGUAGGGCGCGAUACAAGGAGGGUAUCCCCGUCCCAGGUGGGUCCUAAUGCACAUUCCUUCCAUCACAAUACGGACAGGGACUCUCUGGCAAUCCUAAAACCUCCAACUCCCCACACAUACACCUCUGAAACACGAAAGACAAAGGCUUCUCAUGAGCCUUCCGUUGGAAGUGCCUCCCAAUCAGGAGCUCAGAUCUACUAUGCCCUGGGGUCUCUGUACUCCUCAGUUCACCAUAACCCUCAGGCAUACCCCAGUUUUAAUCCCUCAGGUCCUCCUCCAUCCCCUCUGAGGAACUCCCAGCACUCUCCUCAUGGUCAGCACAACAACCAUGGGGUCUAUCAGGAGCGAGAACUUUCACCAGGAUCCUAUCGACCCUCUGUUUCAGUCCUCAGUGGUCCUGACCCACCAACAAGUGCAGUCCUACCUCAUUUUGCCAAGGGUUCCCUUAUUGAGUUGGCCGGUGGCCGUCUGAAAAGGGUGGAAGAGUUACAGACGGAGGAUUUCCUGCACAGCGCCGACACCACACCUGAGUUCCACCUGAGUACCUGCACCAUCCUACUCAUCUCACCUGGACCCACCGAUGGCUUCAAUCAUCUGCAGGUUUUGCUUGCCGACUGCAACACUCAGGAAUUGCUCACGGUUUUGGAGGAGUAUCCAUUUUUUGUGCGGGACAGAGGCUGGUCUUCAUGCAGUCCUCAGAGGAGCGCCGAGCUUUACGGCCUCCACUGCCGCCAGCUCAGUCCGGGAGACGUCUGCCUGGCUUUGACCCCUACGCCAACCUCAUUGCCCUCGACAGCAACAACAACCUUGACACCUAUGCCCAACUCACUGACCCCAGUGGCCACCUUAGCCUCCUCAGUGACCUCGACGAUGAACUCAUUGACCCCAUCGUUGACCUCGUUACCCCCGCCGAUGACCUCAUCGAUCCCGACACCCACCUCGCUGCAACAACUCUCAUGCAGUCGCAUUUCUGCAGGAUCAGAGACCAGCACACACGGAUCUGACAGAACGGCACCGCCCCUUGCCACAUCGCUUCCGUCUGAUUCCCGGCGGGAGAUCCAGGAUAAGCCACGCUCCCGAAAGAGACGCUGGUCCGCCCCCGAGUUGCAUGAAGGAAAUAGGAGCUGCACAGAUUUACCUCAAGGAUGUAAACGAAUGAGACAGCAGUAAGUCCUUAUUAAGAGACUGAGUUCCCUACCAAGAAGUGCUUUUAUUUCAUCACUUAUCAACAAUUAAUACAUUAUUGCUCAGUUUAUCCUGAUUAUUUUUUAAAAAUCUAUUGUUUUACAAUGGGAAAUAUAUGGUUUUAUAUAUAUAUAUAUAUAUAUAUAUAUAUAUAUAUAUAUAUA
Ictalurus punctatus (channel catfish) is the source of this 3570-nucleotide messenger RNA. Its product is annotated as ataxin-1. Gene Ontology annotation, cellular component: nucleus. Gene Ontology annotation, biological process: negative regulation of transcription by RNA polymerase II; nervous system development. The record is from RefSeq and is a predicted model, not a curated record. The coding region runs from base 1499 to 3391 and encodes 630 amino acids. Gene Ontology annotation, molecular function: protein binding; RNA binding. NCBI's taxonomy places the organism in Eukaryota, Metazoa, Chordata, Actinopteri, Siluriformes, Ictaluridae. The transcript is spliced from 3 exons.